AUGAAACUCCUUCUGCUGGUCACUCUGCUCACAGGCGCUACUGCACGCAGCAUCAGCCGUCGGGCCGUGUGGCAGUUCCGCAAUGCGUUCGACUGCACCUUUACUUGGAUUGAUGCCUUUUCAGACUACAACUACUAUGGCUGCUACUGUGGCUUGUUUAGUUGGAACGACCUAGUGGAAGACGUAGACAGGUGCUGCCGGACUCGUGACAACUGCCUCGCUCAGGUCUAUAGCCUGGAAAACUGUGGAGUCCUCAUAAAAAAUCCCUACACCAGCCCCUAUGCAUUCUCGUGCUCUGGGAAUGAGAUCACCUGCAGUGACAAAAACAACCCCUGUGAGGCCUUCAUCUGCAACUGUGACCGCCAGGCUGCCAUCUGCUUCUCCAAUACUCCAUACAUCAAGUAUUACAAAGGCAAUGGCUGUUAG
Molecule: messenger RNA, 426 nt
Organism: Peromyscus eremicus (cactus mouse)
Lineage: Eukaryota; Metazoa; Chordata; Mammalia; Rodentia; Cricetidae
Product: phospholipase A2-like
Exons: 4
Coding region: 1-426 (141 amino acids)
Biological process (GO): fatty acid biosynthetic process; positive regulation of fibroblast proliferation; phospholipid metabolic process
Molecular function (GO): signaling receptor binding; phospholipid binding; calcium ion binding
Source: RefSeq, a predicted model, not a curated record